AUGACCAGCACCACAACUGUAUUUCCCAACUGCUUCAACACUUCAACUACAACAACGAUUUGGGCUAACUGCACGCCACCUUAUAACUCUACAACACUCGAUGAUAACGUCAUCUGGAAACCGGAGGUAAUUCAGCGGGUAUCACUUAUCAUCUUCGGAAUGGUCUUCUCAUUUGUUGGAAACUCGCUAAUCAUACUGAUACUGACUUGUAGCCGACACAGAAAACGGAACAACCGAGUCAACAUCUUCAUUGUCCAGCUGGCUAUUGGGGAUCUUUCAGUUUGUUUUUGUAAUAUGACCACAGAGAUUCUAUUCGUUGCCUUUGGCCAAUGGGUACUGGGGCCAGCCUUAUGUAAAAUCCUUACUUAUAUUCAAUGUAUUACUCUGGCCAGUACAACUUUCAUACUGACGUCCAUGAGUUUUGAUAGAUACCUCGCAAUCUGCAAACCAUUGAAAUACCGAGGUACUGCAACGAAGGCAAGAAUGUUAAUCGCCAUCUCGUGGAUCCUUGCAUCUAUUCUUGCCAUCCCACAGCUGUUAAUAUUCGUGGAAGUAAUCGAGGAGAAAGACGGAAGGGUGGGCCAUUACUGUAAGAGUAAAGGUUACACAGCAGAAUGGCAGCGAAUGUUGUACAUUUCUUUUCUUACGUGCUAUGUGUUUGUGAUUCCAAUGAUUCUGAUAUCCUUUUGUUACAUUAGCAUUGUCUGUGUGGUCUCUCAGGCUAGUCGAGUCGUCCAGAACACACAGAACAACAACUGCACAUUCAGAAGGUCAGGUUUAGGAGGAAAUAAAUCAACUUUCCCUCGCGCUAAAAUUAAAACCUUAAAAAUGACCUUCGCCAUUAUUGCUACAUUUAUCGUUUGCUGGACUCCGUACUUUGUAACCACACUUAUCCGUGUCUAUAGUAACUAUAAAAUAUCCGUGCCAGAAUACGUCAUGGCGGUUGUCGAAACGACCACGUUUAUACAAAGCGUUGUUAACCCUUUAAUUUAUUGGUGCUUCAACAUGAACAUCAAGCGAGGGAUUGUACAACAUCUAUGUCCAAACGUUGAACAAUUUGACCGGCGGUAUCCGAGCUACAGGACUCCGGGACUUUGUCUCUCUGUCUCCAGUGGACAGGCCCAUCACCAGAAACCGGUCUACGAGAUGAAACUUUGUGGGAACACGCGCCUUCAGGCUAACAUCAACUCCAACAACGGAUCCAAUUCUGACAGUGGGAACUCCCAAGACCGUCUUGGUCGUGGAUCUAGUCUCAUUACAGUAACAGAAGAAAAUAAAAAUGGCGUGCGGCUUCGUGUGCGGUUUGCCAGUAAGGAGCAGUGUAGGUGUCUUUCUAGUGAUAUUCUUAAUUACUGCCAUACGGACAUUUCAGUACCUUACGACUUGCUUCAGCAACACUCGGGCCCAAACUCCAAAAUGCCAAUCUACAAACACCACUCUCUCCAACAGCUGUAUACGUAA
Molecule: messenger RNA, 1461 nt
Organism: Candidula unifasciata
Lineage: Eukaryota; Metazoa; Mollusca; Gastropoda; Stylommatophora; Geomitridae
Source: the annotation of a GenBank genome assembly